GUGGAGGUUGAGAGUGUUAGUGUGACAUGUGACGCAGCGGGAGUGACGCUAUCAUUGUUCUCUCACCAUCAACGUUCAUCUAUCUUAAUUCCUCUGUGGAAGCUGAUAUUCUCUUACGUAUAAACCCAAGUUCUGGGUAUUUAAUUCCUCUCGGCACUGGAAAAAGAGUUAAGAAGGCUGUACAUCCAAAGUGCAGUAUGGCUCUAGGAAAACACAAUAAAGGGAGGCUAUCAGUGGCAGAUGCUGAGGACAUUAUGGAGGAAGCUCGUUCUAAAGAUUUUUGGAUUGUUGACUAUGCUUUUGACAAUUGCCGGACCCUACAAGCGGCACUUGAUGUGCUGUAUAACACCAUCCCUGGCAAUAAGUAUGUAGUCAACUACCAAGAUAAUCAGAAUGGGACUCGCCUUAGUAUCCAUUGUAAGGUUUGCACCAAGGACUUGACAUCUUAUGAUCCAUUUAACACUCACGAAAAUGGCAAAACCCACAAGAAGUGUCGGCAGCAAUUAUUAACACCAAAGGAUCCAAACCUCAGAAGGCAGCUGGUCCGAAGACAUCUCAAUGAGCCACGUGGAAUAUUUCUUGAAGGCUCUUUAGAAAAUAUGAUAGAUUCAACUGAAUUAAAUGUAUUAGGUGUGCAGUUUGUCUACAAGGAGGUUAUUCACGGCAAAAAUUUAUUCACUUGCCAGCUAUGUCAAAGAGACAACGACAGCGUCAAACGUAUCCGGUCAUCUGAAAUGUUGUCACACUUGACUUCCAAGGAAUACCAUGGAAAAUGCAUGCCUCACAAUGCAAAAUACUUAAAAGUGAAAUUUGGCUAUUACAAGAGCUCAGUUGAUAUCCUAGAAGAAAUCGUCGAGGAUAUUGCAAAGUAUGAAGGGAAGAUUCAUGCAAAUAUUGCAGAUUUCACCAAGCAACUGCCACCAGAUAUGACUGAGAGUACUUCAGAAAAUUUCAUACCAAUCUCUGGCUCAGACAGGAGUCGUUGUUCUAGGAGUCGCUCAUGCAGUUUAGCUUCCUUAAGUCCUUCAAGAAGUGUUCACUCUAGAAGUAAAUCACCAAGAAAAUCAGAAUCUCCAGAGCUGGUACAUCUUCCAGAGUUAAAGAAACCUGUUAAAUAUGAUGUAGAGGUUGAAGCAAACUUUGACACGGCGAAGGAUAUUUUAAAAGAUGGACUACUCUUGAAGGAGACUGAAUGUCGGGAAAUGCUGCAGGAGGAUGCCGACAUGCAGGGCAUGCUUAUUCAAACUCUGUGGACGCUUAAUCAGAAGCUCGAUAAAUAUUAUAGCCGGACAGGAGUGGUAUUCACUAAAAAAAAUGAAGAAACUGUCACCCUUAAACAGUGCACAGAAAAGGUCCGUAAGAAUAUAGAACAACUGCAUGUAAUUCAUCCCACUUCUGAACACCAACACUGAUGAAGCUUAGGGGAGUGUGACCAGACUGCAUAUCAUUAGGCAUUUGAAACUCCUACAUCAUAAGACAGCAAGAAUAAUGUAACUAAACUUUCAGCAUUGUUAGAUGUUUAAAACCAAAAUUGUUUUGCUCAAUUUACAAAUUUACAAACAAAAAUUUGCUCCUAUUAACUUUGAGAAUUGCCAGUUUGGUAUUAUUGUAUAGUAUUAAUAUCAUAUAUCAGGCCAUUCCAUAAGGUUUUUGUGCGCUAUAUGUAAUUUACAUUAUCUUUGUUUAGCUAUUUUAUCCAGUAUAUAUGCACUAAACUAUUUCCUCCAGUACUACCACUCCACUUGAGUGGUGGUACUGUGCAAGUAAUAGUUAAUAAAAAAAAAUCAUAAAAUUAGAAAGAUAAUUUUGAUUUAUUUCUUGACAAGGAGUGCUCAAAAUAUAUGAAUUUCAAAGCAUGUGUCCUAGGAUUAUUUUACAUUAACAGUUAUGUCAGUUUUUUUUUUUUUUACCAGUUAGUACUAUUUUGAGAUAAUCAGCAAAUUAAUUUCUGAGCCAUCUUUCCAUGGAUCUCCUGUACCAUCAUUAAAUACAUUUUAUAUUGAUUGUGUAACAAAUAUGAUUAUUGGAUGAAUAUUUGAAGCCAAAAAUUUUGUUGCUCAUCUUGGAAGAAUAGUUGCACUUAAAAAUUAAAUGAAGAACUUUAUUAGAAUAGAUUUUAUCAUUAAGGAAUUUAAGAUCGGAAAAUUUAUCAUGCUACAAAGAAGCAACUUCUAAUAACCUCAUUGCAGGUUACUUAGUAGUUGGCAAUUCUCAUUACUGCCCUGUAAAAAAUUUGCUGAAGGAAAACUAGUCAGGGUCUUGAAUUAACAAUUUAGUAUUUAGUUCUGAGUACAUUUCCCUAAUGCAGAUACUAUACAGUACUUACAGUUUAUAUUGAAUAGCUUGCCAUGUAUAUAAAGUAAAAGGGUAUUCUGCCAUGCUCAUUUUGUAACUCAAAAUUAUAGUAACAUAGUUGCAAACAAACCACAUAAUGGGUCGGGUUUGAACCCAUGGCGAGUGAGUCGAACUCCAGGAGAGUGGCUUACUCACUGGCCUGGAGUUUUACGAGUCACUUGCUGUGGAUUCAAGCCCCACCUAGUCUUUGGUUUCUUAUUUUGUACUUGUGCAUUUAUAUUGUAUUCUAAGAAUGUAUUCAAGGUAAAAAAAAAUAUGAACUUUGUAAAAUGCAUUAAAUGUUUUGCAUGUAUACCUUUA
Molecule: messenger RNA, 2655 nt
Organism: Cherax quadricarinatus
Lineage: Eukaryota; Metazoa; Arthropoda; Malacostraca; Decapoda; Parastacidae
Source: RefSeq, a predicted model, not a curated record